GCUCAGCGAAUGCUGUGGAAUGGAAGAAUAUCUUUUGUUUCCUAAAUGCCAUUAUUUUCCACACAGCACUUACAUUGCUACACAGACAUUUUUUAUUCUCUUUCGCAGGCUAUCGGCUGUACUCUGAACUGUAGUUGCCAAAGCUUCAAACCUGGGAAAAUAAACCACCGUCAGUGUGAGCAGUGCAGACAUGGAUGGGUGGCACAUGCUCUAAGUAAGCUGAGGAUUCCCCCCAUGUAUCCAACAAGCCAGGUAGAAAUUGUCCAGUCCAAUGUGGUGUUUGACAUUAGCAGCCUCAUGCUGUAUGGGACCCAGGCCAUCCCUGUGCGCCUGAAAAUCCUCCUGGACCGACUCUUCAGCGUGUUAAAGCAAGAUGAGGUGCUCCAAAUUCUCCAUGCCUUGGACUGGACCCUGCAGGAUUACAUCCGUGGAUAUGUGCUGCAGGAUGCAUCAGGAAAGGUGUUGGAUCAUUGGAACAUCAUGACCAGUGAGGAAGAAGUGGCCACCUUGCAGCAGUUCCUUCGUUUUGGAGAGACCAAGUCCAUAGUGGAACUCAUGGCAAUUCAGGAGAAAGAAGAGCAGGCCAUCAUCAUACCCCCUUCCACAGCAAAUGUAGAUAUUAGGGCUUUUAUUGAAAGCUGUGGCCACAGGAGUGCUAGCCUUCCCACCCCUGUGGACAAAGGAAGCCCUAGCAGUGUGCACCCGUUUGAGAACCUCAUAAACAAUAUGACUUUCAUGCUGCCUUUUCAGUUCUUCAACCCUUUGCCUCCUGCACUGAUAGGGUCACUGCCUGAACAGUAUAUGCUGGAGCAGGGUCAGGACCAAAGCCAUGACCCCAAACAGGAAAUCCACGGGCCUUUCUCCGACAGCAGCUUCUUGACUUCCAACUCCACACCAUUUCAGAUUGAAAAAGAGCAGUGUUUAAACUGUCCAGAUGCUAUACCUCAAAAAGAAGACAGUGCCCAUUUAAGUGACUCCAGCUCAUACAGCAUUGUUGCUAAGCUUGAAAGGACACAGUUAUCCCCUGAGGCCAAAGUAAAACCUGAAAGGAAUAGCCUUAGCACAAAGAAGGGCCGGGUGUUCUGCACUGCGUGUGAGAAGACCUUCUACGACAAAGGUACCCUCAAGAUCCACUACAAUGCUGUCCACCUGAAGAUAAAGCAUAAGUGCACUAUCGAAGGAUGUAACAUGGUGUUCAGCUCUCUGAGGAGCCGGAACCGCCACAGCGCCAACCCCAACCCUCGGCUCCACAUGCCAAUGAAUAGAAAUAACCGAGACAAAGAUCUCAGGAACAGCCUGAAUCUGGCAAGCUCUGAGAGCUACAAGCGUCCAGGAUUCACAGUGAUGUCCCCAGACUGCAGACCUCUCCCCAGCUACACUGUUUCAGAGGAGGAUUCCCAAGGCCAACCAGCCUUCUCGAGCAUUGGGCAAAAUGGUGUGCUUUUCCCCAACCUAAAGACAGUCCAGCCGGUCCUUCCUUUCUACCGCAGUCCAGCCACUCCUGCUGAGCUUGCAAACACUCCUGGGAUACUGCCUUCCCUCCCUUUGUUGUCCUCUUCAAUCCCAGAACAGCUGGUUUCCAAUGAAAUGCCAUUUGAUGUUCUUCCCAAGAAGAAAUCCCGCAAGUCCAGCAUGCCUAUCAAAAUUGAGAAGGAAGCUGUGGAGAUUGCUAAUGAAAAGAGGCACAACCUUAGCUCCGAUGAAGACAUGCCCCUGCAGGUGGUCAGUGAAGAUGAGCCAGAAGCCUGCAGCCCUGUGUCAGACAGAAUACCCGAGAAGCAGAUCUCACUGUCAGGAAGCUUAAGGAAGCCUCUCCCCCAAGGAGAAAGGCCCUGCCACCUCGAAUCAGUGAUUGAGUCCCAUGGAGCCAUGAGCCGAACCCCCGAUCAGGCCACACACAAUUCAGAGAGAGAGACUGAGCAGAAGCUAGCGUUGACCGUGGUGCCAAGGGAGAUUGAUGAUGACAGCCACGAACACCACUUCACACCUGGAAUGGAGCCCCGCAUUCCUUUUCCUGACUACAUGGAGCUGCAGCAGCACCUGCUGACUGGAGGACUUUUCAGUGCUUUAUCCAACAGGGAAAUAACCUUUCCUUGUCUCAAAGAUUCUAAAGAACUACAGCACGUGAGUCAGCAUGCAUUAGCAAGGCAGAAGGAAGAAACUCGCUUCCAGUGUGACAUCUGCAAAAAGACUUUCAAAAACGCCUGCGGUGUAAAGAUGCAUCACAAGAAUAUGCAUGCCAAAGAAACGCACAUGUGCACGGUGGAGGGCUGCGGUGCCACUUUCCCAUCCCGCAGGAGCAGAGACAGACAUAGUUCAAACCUAAACCUCCACCAAAAGGUGUUGAACCAAGAAGAAUUGGAGAGCAGUGAAGACCAUUUCCAUACAGCCUAUCUUCUGAAAGAUGUGGCUAAGGAGGCCUAUCAGGAUGUGGCUUUCACACAGCAAGCAUCCCAGACAUCUGUCAUCUUCAAGGGAACCAGUCGAAUGGGCAGUCUGGUUUACCCCAUAGCCCAAGUCCACAGUGCCAGCCUAGAGAACUACAACUCUGGCCCUCCCAGUGAGGGUACCAUCCUGGAUUUGAGCACUACCUCGAGCAUGAAGUCGGAGAGCAGCAGCCAUUCUUCCUGGGACUCCGAUGGUGCAAGUGAGGAAGGUGUGCUUAUGGAGGACAGUGAUGGGAACUGUGAAGGACAAGCCCUUGUCCCUGGGGACGAUGAGUACCCUCUCUGUGUCCUGAUGGAGAAGGCUGACCAGAGCCUUGCCAGCCUGCCUUCUGGGUUGCCCAUAACCUGUCACCUCUGCCAAAAGACAUACAGUAACAAAGGGACCUUUAGGGCCCACUACAAAACUGUGCACCUUCGUCAACUCCACAAAUGCAAAGUGCCAGGCUGCGACACCAUGUUUUCAUCUGUUCGCAGUCGAAACAGACACAGCCAGAAUCCCAACCUGCACAAGAGCCUGGCCUCAUCUCCAAGUCACCUCCAUUAACAAAAUGGCAGACCAAAAGCUGUGACAAAUGUUUCUCAUAAUUCAGGAAUAAGGUAGUCCAAAGAAAUGCUUCUGACUGUCUAAUACCAUUUGGGUUAAUCCAGGCAAAAAGUAUUUGAUUCACCUAUUUAGUUUUCUACAGCGGGAUAUGCAAAAGACAAGCUUCAUGGGAAGUUGACUUUGGGGCAGACCUUCCUAUUAUUAUUAAUUUUUCUUAACGCAGGAGAUUUUAACUGACACACAGAAAACUUGCGGAAGUGCAGUUUACUCCAGAUUUGUUUACACAUUCCCUGGUAGAGCUUCAGGUCUGCAGAUCAACAAUGGGGACCCAGGAGUUGGA
This is a messenger RNA of Fukomys damarensis (Damara mole-rat), 3331 nucleotides long. RefSeq names its product basonuclin 1 (gene Bnc1). The record is from RefSeq and is a predicted model, not a curated record. The transcript has 4 exons. Lineage: Eukaryota; Metazoa; Chordata; Mammalia; Rodentia; Bathyergidae. Gene Ontology annotation, cellular component: nucleus. Bases 46 to 2991 code for a protein of 981 amino acids. Gene Ontology annotation, biological process: regulation of transcription by RNA polymerase I.